CCCUUCACUUUCUUUUCUCGUUUUUCUCUGCUUUACCCCCAAAAAAUAGCCUCUGAUUCUCAUUCUAAAUUACGCGGACGGCCCCCUACUGGGUUUUUUUUCGGUGGUUGGUGUUGAAAUUGUAAGAAGGGAACGGGGAAAUUUGCGAUCGGACGGAGGCGGCUAAGACGGCGGAGUUGUUUUGGCUAACGAUGAUGGAGUGCGGCUUAUGGAUAUCCGCGGGGGAUCAUCAGAACAAGAAAGGAAAUUCUAAUAACAAUAGUUUGUGGGGGUUUAACAACGAAAGCGAACAUGAUUUGGCUUUGAUGGUCAGUGAUUUCUUGGAAAACAACGGGGGUAGCGCCGGCGCCGAUUCUUGGUGUAGCAGCGAUACCGACUCCGGUUUAUCCGAUCUCAUCAGCCUCUCUGAUAAAAUCUCCUACCAUAAGCACUCGGUGUGUCAGUAUGACUUGGACUUAUUGUCUGUGGUUCAUUCGCUUAUAUUAUCGAUGGUCGAGACGCACCUACACUAUGUGAAGUCGGGUCCGUGUAAUGCCAGUUGCAUCAGAUAUUAUCUGGUAAAGCUGUUGAGGCUUUCUGGCUAUGAUGCGGCUGUUUGUGUAUCGAGGUGGCAGCGUAGUGGCAAAGUUCCUGGAGGUGAUCAUGAGUAUAUUGAUGUGGUCAAUUACAACAACGGGAAUUCUGAGCGAUUGAUUAUCGAUAUAGACUUCCGAAGCCAUUUUGAGAUAGCUAGAGCAGUUGAUUCUUACGAUCAAAUAUUGAAUUCACUACCGGUUGUCUAUGUUGGCUCCUGGAUUCGGUUGAAACAGUUGCUUCAACUUAUGGUUGAAGCUGCUCGGUCGUCUCUCAAGCAGAACUCAAUGCCGUUCCCUCCAUGGAGAUCUCUUGCUUAUUUGCAGGCAAAGUGGCAAUCACCAUACCAGCGACAGAUUGCUCCUAUUGAACACAAUAUUAGCGGCAGCAACGUUUGGUCCGGCCAUAAACAGUGCAAAGGGCACUUAAGGAGGCUGCAGCCUUCUCUUCAGUCUGAACUAGAAGCAGAACGACUAUUGAAACCCAUAAACAUCGAUAACACCCAAAAAUUGAAGCAUGAGAGGGCUCGACGCUCUUCAUUCAGGGCUCUCUGACAUGCACAGAUUUUGAUCCGGAAGAUCGGAAUUCUUUUUGUCAUUUUUGUGAGAGAUGAAUUGUAUCGCGGCGUUUCUUUUAGCUAUUCUUUUUUCUUGGUAGUGAAUAACACGGACCUCAGAAUGAAAUGUAGGUUCAUAUAGCCGACAACGGAGUCAAUAACACAGCAUGCUUUGUCUUUCGGACAUUUCUACGUCGCGUCGGUAAGUACCGUAUUGCGGAAUUGUUUGGUCCGAAACAACCUGAAAAGUCGACUACACUAUAUAGAUUCAUAUUUGUUUCCCCCAGCCUGUUGUUUUUACGAGGUCGGGAAGUUUGUUCUUAGAUUUUUUCGCUCUUUCUUUUUCAUAUGUGAUUUCGUUGUGGAAAAUAUGGCUUCAUAUCUUAUGCAGCCAUCAAGAACAUAAUGCUUUGAUUACAAAUUUACAACAAUAUGAAAUAGAAUAUAGUUUGUUU
Hibiscus syriacus is the source of this 1584-nucleotide messenger RNA. RefSeq lists its product as uncharacterized. The transcript is spliced from 3 exons. Lineage: Eukaryota; Viridiplantae; Streptophyta; Magnoliopsida; Malvales; Malvaceae. The record is from RefSeq and is a predicted model, not a curated record. Bases 192 to 1127 code for a protein of 311 amino acids.